Molecule: messenger RNA, 1914 nt
Organism: Kazachstania africana CBS 2517
Lineage: Eukaryota; Fungi; Ascomycota; Saccharomycetes; Saccharomycetales; Saccharomycetaceae
Gene: PRM1
Product: pheromone-regulated protein PRM1
Exons: 1
Coding region: 1-1914 (637 amino acids)
Cellular component (GO): mating projection tip
Source: RefSeq, a predicted model, not a curated record
AUGGCAACUUUCACUAAUUAUCUCAAAUUGGGAGAAAGAUUAUCUCAGGUAUGGUUGAAUAAAUAUACGCUAUUGCUACUGUUAGCAAUGUUGAAGUUGUACUUCUUCUCUAAAUCACUUGAUCAUUCAUUGACAGCGUCAAAAAAUUACAUUUUAUCGAACUGUGAUACAAUUGAUUCACUAUAUUCGAACAUCAAAACGGAUACGCCCCAUUAUAUUGCUCUCAUGGGCAAUUAUCUUAUAGAUAAAUCCCUGGAAGAAGUGGUCAAAGCUUCAUUAGAGACGCUUUCCCUUUUAGUUUAUGCCACUGAAGAAAUACUGAACUUUAUUAUUGACAUUUAUCUGGGCACUUACGCGUGCUUAAUUGUCAGUGCUGUGGAUGGUACUGUGGAAGUUGCUACUAAUGUCACCGAAAAACUAAUUUCAUUUGUAAAUACUACUGUUGGAACUAUUGCUAAUGAUUUAGAUGAUGGCCUAGAAGAUGCGUCCGAAGUUAUAAACAAAGUUUUGAGUGCUGUUUCUGAGGUAGAGUCCUGGUUCACUGAUGAUGAUGAUGAUGACGACGGUUCGGAAUCAAUUGCACAUGUUAACUUGACAAUCUCAGCUUUAAGAAAUUUAUACAUCCCGUCAUCAAUCAAUACUAAACUGGAGGAAUUGGCCAACGAUGUACCAAACUUUGCAGAAGUAAAAAAUCUGACAAAAGAAAUGCUUUCUGUCCCAUUUGAAGCAGUUAGAAAUGACAUAGAGUCCACCAAUGUAUCAAAAAUUAUAGGCAAUCAAACAUUUUUAUUUGUACCGUCAUUAGAUGAAACUGUAAGCAAUAGUUCAAAUACUUGUUCAGCACAUAAGCCACUUAUACGUGAAGUUUAUAGUGAUACAGUCGCUUCACUCCAUACUUUGACCCUUAUCUUUAUCAUUAUAUUAGCAGUCUGUGCAGUAGCUGCGCUUUUUCCAGUAGCAUUCAGUGAAUAUAGGCUGUGGAAAAGACUUGUUACCAUGAGAGAACUUUACAUAAGCAAACAAGACUUUUUCACUACAACCGAUGAUGAUUAUUCUGACUCAACAACUUUAAAAUCUGUGAGAGAAGAGCCAUAUGAUGUUAUAUCAAGCUAUCAAGAAGCAUUCCAUAGAUGGCAAACUAGAGUAGCUGGUGCCUUCACGUUUUUAAUAACAUUGGGUAAUAGAAAGUAUAAGGGUAAGACAAGAGAGAAAAUACAAUGGUUUGUCGCAUAUAUUUCGUCUGAGCGUGCGUUGAUGGUACUCGGAAUAGGUCUACUUGCAUUGAUAGUUUGUGGAAUGCAGUUAGCUUUAAUCCAAUAUAUGGAACAUAAAGUGAAGGGCACAUCCAUCAGUUACACAUACACAAAUACAAGCACAAACGAUUACUUUUCCAAGGAUAUGGAUAUCUGGGGUCAACAAAUCAACUCUUACAUCAAUUCUACAGAAAGAAAUAUAAACACACAAGUGUUUGGAUGGGUUGAAGAUGCCACAGAGUCCGUUAAUACCACGAUAAACACAUUAAUCACAGAAAUUGACAAUACCUUAGCGGAUUAUUUCAAUGGGACAUUAUUUUACAAACCAAUGAAAACGGUCGUGUGGUGCGUCAUUGAAAACAAACUCAGUACCAUAGAAAAGGCUAUGACAUGGAUUCAUGAAAAGGCGCAGAUUGACCUUCCCAAAGUCAAUGUUACAGAAAUUGAAAACUCAUUAAAUUAUCAGGUACAAAACCCUUCAAGUUCUGUUAAUAAACUUGUUAAAGAACUCAUACAGGAUAUGCGUGAAGGUGUGUUAGAAAUUCUAUCUCUUGCACACAAGACUGCUAUGACCGAACUGUACAUUGCAUUAAUUAUAAUAGGUGUUUGGCUCUUACAACUUCCUAUAGCUCUCAUAAUAAUGCUACUAAAGAUGAGGUAA